This is a messenger RNA of Siniperca chuatsi (mandarin fish), 2173 nucleotides long. Its product is annotated as protein CEBPZOS-like. Bases 159 to 473 code for a protein of 104 amino acids. Lineage: Eukaryota; Metazoa; Chordata; Actinopteri; Centrarchiformes; Sinipercidae. The record is from RefSeq and is a predicted model, not a curated record. The transcript is spliced from 4 exons.
CGAGCUUCCGUACUCAGGAAGUAGUAGGCUGUUAGCUUUGUUAGCUUAACUUGUACAACACAAGGGCAGAGGAUCUUUGGAGUUAUUUUAGCAACUUGUACUGUUUGGAUUUAUUUAUAAAAACCCAUUCAGUUGUUUUCUCUACCGCGAAUCUGAAGAUGCCUCCCAAACCUCUGGAACCUCUGGCCAAGAGACUCAUGAAGGGAGUGAUCGCUCUGGAGCUGCUGGGCGUCUUCGGGGCUUACGGUCUGUUUCACAUGAUGAACAACAGUCAAGAUUUCAGGAACACCAUGAACAGGAGGUUUCCAUCAGUGCUAGAAGAUCAUGAUGUCAUCUUUCAUCAGCUGACUGGAUCUGAAAACCACUUUCUGCUCGUCUGCUUCCUCCCAGUUUACUACCAGUCCAACGAGUGGGCGGGGGUCUACGGCAUCCGAGAGAGAGACCACGAAGCCUGGUCGGCCAAACAGGACUGAAGCGGUCACCGUCAGUCGGUUCAAAGUCCACAACAACAAACACGCAGCGGCUGCUACUUCUUCCUCUUCUUGUUGCUGAGCGUCUUGCCUCCUGGCCUGGCUCGUCCGAACAUCUUCUUCUUGUUGAACAUGGUCUUCUUCUUGCGCAGCGUCUUGGCGUCGCGCCCGUGGACCCAGUCGUCGCGCUGAGCCUCCCACUUCAGCUGCUUCAGGCCUGCGGGGACAAACAGGAAGUGUUAGAAAAGACAAGGAAAGGAUGUCGACAUUACUGCCUGGAUCUGAUGCGAGCACGCAGUGGGAAGAGAUUCUAACGAUACGGUUGGUGUGGUGAAUAUUUCUUAUUGUCAACAAAUCCCAAGAAAAGACCAAAACCAACAAUGUGUUAGCCUGACUUCCUGUCUGCGGCUCUCAGCUUGUAGCCCAUUGGUUCCUACUCAAGAUGUAAAUCUUUAAAAUGGCUCAGGAAUUUACUAAAGCAGCUGGUCACUGUAUUUUUUAAUUAAACAUUACUCAAACAGGAGGAAAUAGUGCAUUUGUUGGGGACUAUUUUCAGCGGCGGAUGAAUCCACAUUUGGUGCUCUAGUGAGUAUUUGGGGCAGCAGGACGGUGUGUGGGAGUCAGAAUAAACUAGGAAGAAGACAUAUCAGGCUUUGACAUACAAACAAUACUUGUUAGUAGAUAGUCAGUGUUGGUUUUCAUCUUUUGAUGGGAUUUAUUAAAAAUAUAUAAUAUCACCAGACUUAUCUUAGAAGAUUUAUCUUGAGAGAAAUUCCAGCAUUUGUCAACCUGGGUCUUGUUCUCAUUUUAGUCCAUUUUCAAUGAUGACAUUUUACUCACCAUCUCUGUUGUAGAGAUUUUGGGAAACAUGAUGGCUGCAGUCCCCCCCAGCACCACUCAGGCUGCUUAACUCACUUACAGACAACUUCAAAACGUUGCUGUGGGGCCUCUCUGCUAAGAACAAGAGCAGGCCCACUAUCCAGAAGCAGGUGACUAGCAACUUGCUGGAUCAAGCAAACUCCUGCUAUUUCCUAAACAUCAAGCGGACCCUCAUUCAGUUCGGGCAGUGUCGGUCCACCAUGCCUGCAAGUUUGUGGGCAUAGAUUUCGAGCAGGACCUGGUGGGAGUCGGGGGACCCUCUUCUCCACGCUUGGGAUGCACGAGGCCACAAACUUUCAGAGCAAUCUGGACCAACAGAUCGUGGAUGUUGCCAGACCACAUUGUCUCCUACAGAUGCCAUUUAAGCAUCCGGUGAGUGGUGCCAUGUCACCCCCAAACAGCCAGAUUGCCCUCCUCUCCAGGGCAGGGACCUACCUGUCCCACAGUUUGCUACAGCAGCUCCUGGGGACGAUUUUGUCUUUUACUGACGUUUUUUGGAAAGCCGUAGGCCGCUUGCUCUCCGUGAUUCCCAAAUCUUUACAACAGAGCUCGAGAGUGAAAAUGUUAUCAUGACCAAUAAUCACAAUAGACAGAAAUAUGAGAAUAUGGCCCUUGUUGACAAACACUGGACUUCUCUCUUCAAGUAUAAAUGAGGCUCCUGAGCUGGGAGAAGUAGUGUUUUUAUUUAAAAAAAAAAAAAAAAAAAAAAGUGCAGUGACUGCUGUUGUCCAACUGAUCUGUGAUUUUUGUCUCUGUGGAGAAGUUUUAUUAAACCUGGCUGGUAUCCAGCAAACUGAAUAAAAACCUUUCGGUUGUUUUCUGGC